Messenger RNA from Erigeron canadensis, 2316 nucleotides. RefSeq lists its product as uncharacterized. Gene Ontology annotation, molecular function: DNA helicase activity. The coding region runs from base 1 to 2316 and encodes 771 amino acids. The record is from RefSeq and is a predicted model, not a curated record. NCBI's taxonomy places the organism in Eukaryota, Viridiplantae, Streptophyta, Magnoliopsida, Asterales, Asteraceae. The transcript is spliced from 5 exons. Gene Ontology annotation, biological process: telomere maintenance; DNA repair.
AUGGCCAAUAACAAGAUUACUUAUGUGAACGAACUUGAUGCGUCUCUAAAUUGGUUGAACAUGAAGGUAAGGAUAAUCCGUCGAUGGAUCAAUCCGGUGCAGAAGCUGGAGAUGGUUUUGGUUGACGAGAAGGGUGGGAAGAUUCAAUUAAUUUAUACAGUUGAGUUCCAAAAGCGAGGUCUUCCUCACGCUCAUAUUUGUUUGUUCUUGGGUCCUGGCAACAAGUUUCCACGUGCAACAGAUGUCGACCGUUUCAUUAGUGCGGAAAUACCAGACCCAAAAGAAGAUCCAGAAUUGUAUGAACUUGUCAAACAAUUCAUGAUGCAUGGUCCUUGUGGAACCAAUAAUCCAAAAUGUCCAUGUAUGGUUAAAGGUAAAUGUACUAAAAAUUUCCCAAAGAAAUGGAAGGAUGAAACUGCUGUCGAUUCUAAAGGUUAUCCAGUAUAUAGGCGUCGAAAGACCGAAAUUACCAUAGAAAAAAGUGGAAUUCCUCUUGAUAAUGGCAUGGUUGUCCCAUAUAAUGCCACACUUCUUCGAAGAUACCAAUGUCACAUUAAUGUGGAAUGGUGCAACCAGUCAGGUUCCAUCAAGUAUUUGUUCAAAUAUAUAAACAAAGGUCCUGAUGGAGUUACAGCAACCGUGUAUCAACAGAAUACAGAUGGAACAACCAAUCAAACAGAGAAAUCAAAGGAUGAGGUCAAAAAUUAUUUGGAUUGCAGGUACGUUUCGGCUUCUGAAGCUGCUUGGCAAAUAUUCGGCUUUGAUAUUCAUUACAGAUAUCCUCCUGUUGAAAUCUUGCCCUUUCACCUCGAAAAUGAACAGAGUAUAGUAUAUGACGAUGAAGCACAAUUAUGUGAUGUCGUGGCAAAUCCAACUGUAAAAUGUUCAAUGUUCCUUCAAUGGAUGGAAUUAAAUGCCACAAAUAAGUUAGCAAGCACGUUAAAGUAUGUUGAAAUACCACAAUAUUUUGUUUGGGUUCGGAAGGACAGAAAGUGGAAGAGAAGAACAAUUGAAGGUAAAGGUUCAAUAGGCAGGAUAUGCUAUGUUCCUCCAUCUCUUGGUGAUAUUUACUAUUUGAGAAUUAUGUUGAAUCAUGUCAUUGGACCAAAAUCGUUUGAGGAAAUAAAAACGGUCAAUGGCCGUAAGUGUGAAACUUUCAAAGAAGCAUGUUUCGAGUUAGGACUUUUAGAUGAUGAUAAAGAGUAUGUCGAUGCAAUUCUAGAAGCUUCUCAUUGGGCAUCAGCAUCAUAUCUCAGAACUUUCUUUGUCCAACUCUUACUCUCAUCUUCUGUAGCACGGCCCGAUGAUUUGUGGAACAAAACAUUUGAAGUGUUGAGUGAAGAUAUUUUACAUACGCAAAGAAGAAUUUUAAACUGUCCAGGUAAUAUCAUUGAAGAAGAUAUUAAAAAUCUUUGCCUUUCGUAUAUAGAGCAGUUGUUAGUUAAUAACGGCAGCACACUUAAGAACUUUCCCGACAUGCCAUACCCAAACACCAACUAUGUUGAAUCACUGAACAACCGUUUAAUCGCUAAUGAGCUGUUGUAUGAUAAAAGAGCCCUAACUGUUGAGCAUCAACAGUUGCAUAGUUGCUUAACACCUGAACAAAGACAGCUUUAUGAAACUAUGAUCAGUGUUGUUGUGAUCAGUGUUGUUGGUAAAAAUGAAGGUGGAGUUUACUUCGUUUAUGGAUAUGGCGGUACGGGAAAGACUUACCUUUGGAAAACUCUAACUUCUGCUUUACGUUCCCAAAGACAAAUUGUGCUCAAUGUUGCUUCAAGUGGAAUAGCAUCACUCUUACUCACUGGUGGAAGAACUGCACAUUCAAGGUUUGUUAUACCAAUUAACAUCAAUGAAAACUCUAUUUGUUCCAUAGAUCCAAACAGUGAGUUGGCGGCAUUGAUAAAGGUAGCUAAGCUGAUCAUUUGGGACGAAGCUCCUAUGAUACAUAAGCAUUGCUUUGAAGCUCUUGAUAGAACAAUGAGAGAUAUACUUAGAUCAACGCAGGCCAACAGCGAAGAGAAAAUUUUUGGAGGGAAAGUAGUAGUCUUUGGUGGUGACUUUGGACAAAUUUUGCCAGUCAUUCCCAAAGGAACCAGAAGCAUGAUUGUCAAUUCAAGUUUAAAUUCGUCAUACAUAUGGCACCAUUGUCAAGUUCUUAAAUUGACUAUAAAUAUGAGGCUCCAAGUUGGAACGCAAUCAGCAGAGUUAGAAGAGGUUAAAGAAUUUGCUGAAUGGAUUUUAAAGGUGGGAGAUGGUGUUCUUGGUGGUGAAAAUGAUGGUGAAGCAGAUCAAUUUUACAUAUCCAGAUAUGCUUAA